AUGUCUCGCUCCGGCAAAAGUGUUAAAAGCCUUGUCCCCCACUUGAAUGAUAAAAACGGCGCAGUAAAAAAGGUCAAAGAUGAAUUGCAGGAUCACUUCAAGAAGCUGGAAAAGGAAGUGGACAUGCUUUCCAAUAACUUCUUCACAAACUUCUUCAAGGGCUUCACUGACAUCGAAAAACACAUCAAAACUAUUCAAGAGACUAGCAAUUGUUCGUUAACUGAACAAACCGACCCCAAAAAGUUCAAGUUGGUGUUUGAUGUCAGCCAAUUUAAGCCGGAGGAGGUGCAAAUCAUAACCGAAAACAAUUUGCUGAAAGUCCAGGCCAAACAUACUCAAAAAAGUGACAACAGCAUGCUUUAUAAGGAGUACCACAGGCAAUAUCUACUUCCUAAGAACGUGAAACUUGAUACUCUGCAGACUUCUUUUGAUAAAAAUGGCGUUUUGACCGUCGAAGCUGAUGUUCCUUCCGCUGAAGACAAAAAUAUACCGACUCUUAAAGAUAAAUCAAAGUAA
This is a messenger RNA of Aethina tumida (small hive beetle), 516 nucleotides long. RefSeq names its product alpha-crystallin A chain. NCBI's taxonomy places the organism in Eukaryota, Metazoa, Arthropoda, Insecta, Coleoptera, Nitidulidae. The transcript has a single exon. The coding region runs from base 1 to 516 and encodes 171 amino acids. The record is from RefSeq and is a predicted model, not a curated record. Gene Ontology annotation, biological process: response to heat; protein refolding. Gene Ontology annotation, molecular function: protein folding chaperone.